AUGACUCCAUUGCAACUUAUAUGGAUCAUGCCAAGCAAUUAUUUGAAUGAACUUGUUGCUCUUGAUGCUGCCAUCUUGGAAGAUGAUCUCAUUGAUCAUAUCUUACAUGGGUGUAGUAUUGCUAAUGCUUUGUCCUAUGAUUACGCGGCUUCGGACGAGUGUUUGGCAAGUCCUCAAAAACCUCAAUACAGUGGAGGAAUCAUUCAAAACCCAGACCUGAACGAAGGAUUGAAGGGAUGGUCUACGUUCGGAGAUGCUAAAAUACAGCAUAAAGAAUUGGGAAACAACGCAUUCAUUGUAGCCAAUUCCAGAGUUCACCCUUACGAUAGUGUCUCACAAAAACUUAACCUGCAAAAGGACAAUCUCUACACUUUUUCUGCCUGGAUUCAAGUGAGCAAGGGAAAAGUUCCAGUAUCAGCUCUUUUUAAGACUCAAAAAGGAAGCACAAUUGCUGGUACUGUUAUUGCUGAGUCCAAAUGCUGGUCCAUGCUUAAAGGUGGCUUCACUGUUGAUGCCUCCGCCGCUGUCCAACUUUAUUUUGAGAGUAACGACACAUCGGUCGACAUAUGGGUGGAUAGCGUCUCAUUACAGCCAUUCACAGAAAAAGAAUGGAUGUCUCAUCAAGAUCAAGGCAUUGAAAAGAAUCGGAAGUCGAAGGUGAGAAUCCAGGCAGUGGAUGGUAAAGGAAAGCCCUUAUCUAACGCUACAAUCUCAGUUGAACUAAGGAGAGCUAGCUUCCCAUUUGGCUGUGCUAUAAACAAAAACAUCCUCUCCAACAAAGCCUAUCAGAAUUGGUUCACCUCCAGGUUUUCAGUGACGACAUUUGAAGAUGAAAUGAAGUGGUACAGCACAGAAUCCUCCCAGGGAAAAGUAGAUUACUCAGUCCCUGAUGCCAUGCUUGAGUUUUCCAAGAAAAAUAAUAUACAAGUCCGAGGCCACAAUGUGCUCUGGGAAGAUCCCAACUAUCAAUCAGAAUGGGUGAAAUCACUUUCACCAACUGAUCUUUCCAAGGCCGCAACGAAUAGGAUCAACUCUAUCAUGUCAAGGUACAAAGGGCAACUCAUUUGCUGGGAUGUUGUUAAUGAAAAUCUGCACUUCGAUUUCUUUGAGAGCAAAUUAGGGAAUACUGCUUCUGCAGUUUUCUAUAACUUGGCUCAGAAGAUUGAUGGAGCUUCGACUUUGUUCUUGAAUGAUUUUAACACCCUUGAAGAAGAAAGAGAUGAUAAAUCUACACCAGCAAGGUACCUGCAAAAGCUGAGAGAUAUUAAGGCAUUUCCUGGUAACCAAAAUUUAAAACUGGGGAUUGGACUUGAAUCCCAUUUCAGUAGUUCAGCUCCAAAUCUUCCUUAUAUGAGAGCUGCCAUUGAUACACUUGGUGCAACCAAUUUGCCAAUUUGGCUCACAGAGGUAGAUGUUCAAAGCAGCCCCAAUCAGGCAAAGUACUUGGAGCAGAUUCUGAGGGAGGCACAGAGCCAUCCGAAAGUGGCCGGUAUUGUGAUCUGGUCCGCCUGGAAACCACAGGGAUGUUAUAGGAUGUGUCUAACAGAUAACAAUUUCAAAAACUUGCCUACUGGUGAUGUAGUUGACAAGCUGUUGGCUGCUAAGUCCGUGGUAGGUAGGACUGAUGUUGAUGGCUUCUUUGAGGCGUCCCUUAUCCAUGGAGAUUACCGAGUGAAAAUUCAGCAUCCAACAGCAGCAACAUCUUCGUUUAAAAAACUCAAUGUGGUUCCAAGUACCGGUGCAGCUACACAAACAUUGCGUAUGCAGUUUGCCGGUGAUGAAUCAAAAGAAUACACGACUGCAGAAUUAUAA
Molecule: messenger RNA, 1812 nt
Organism: Manihot esculenta (cassava)
Lineage: Eukaryota; Viridiplantae; Streptophyta; Magnoliopsida; Malpighiales; Euphorbiaceae
Product: endo-1,4-beta-xylanase 5
Exons: 7
Coding region: 1-1812 (603 amino acids)
Biological process (GO): carbohydrate metabolic process
Molecular function (GO): hydrolase activity, hydrolyzing O-glycosyl compounds
Source: RefSeq, a predicted model, not a curated record